UGUACCCAGUCCCAGAGCCUCAGCAUGUCGGAGACCGCUCCCGCCGCUCCCGCCGCCGCCCCCCCGGUGGAGAAGGCCCCGGUGAAGAAGAAGGCAGCCAAAAAGCCUGCCGGGGCGCGCCGCAAGGCGUCCGGGCCCCCGGUGUCCGAGCUCAUCACCAAGGCCGUCGCCGCCUCCAAGGAGCGCAACGGCGUGUCCCUGGCCGCGCUCAAGAAGGCGCUCGCGGCCGCCGGCUACGACGUGGAGAAGAACAACAGCCGCAUCAAGCUGGGCCUCAAGAGCCUGGUGAGCAAGGGCACCCUGGUGCAGACCAAGGGCACCGGCGCCUCGGGCUCCUUCAAGUUCAACAAGAAGGCGGCUUCCGGGGAAGCCAAGCCCAAAGCCAAGAAGGCGGGCGCGGCCAAGCCCAAGAGGGCCUCCGGGGCGGCCAAGAAACCCAAGAAGGCCGCGGGGGCGAGCACCCCCAAGAAGAGCGCCAAGAAGACCCCCAAGAAGGCCAAGAAGCCCGCGGCGGCGGCUGUCGCCAAGAAAGUGGCCAAGAGUCCGAAGAAGGCGAAGGCUGCCAAGCCCAAGAAGGCCGCCAAGAGCGCAGCUAAGGCUGUGAAGCCCAAGACUGCCAAGCCCAAGGUUGCCAAGCCCAAGAAGGCUGCACCCAAAAAGAAGUAGGUUGUUGAACGUCUGCUUCUAAAACCCAAAAAGGCUCUUUUCAGAGCCACCACUAUCUCCGAGAAGGAGCUGAACAUUCUUUCCUCAUCCUAUGCCUUUUACCUCCUUAACCUCUAGCUCUAGAACAGGGUCGGGGGUGUGGUUGGCCACUUCGGGCUUACACCGACCGGAAAGGGGCGGAGGGGAUCUCUGCGCCGCCGUGGGGCGCGUCCCCCGCCCUGCGGUGCCCCCGGGUGGCCUCCCCGGCUGCGGUGCGGAAGCGCUGUCCCGAGGCGCGCACUCGUCCACCAGCCCCGCCCCGCGCCGGGUGCAUCGAAAACAACCACAGAUAAGCCAGCCUGUCUGUGUCUUCAGGGGAUACCCCCACUGGAUUGGAAAGUCAUUCAAAAGUCCCGCCCUGCUCGCGGGUUGGCCCACUCCUCCAGCCCAUGGUUUUCUUCGUGUGUUUUAUUGGGUGGCGGCCGGCCUCUUGUGUGUUCUACGUAUGUUUUGUUUCUGGGGGGUUGAUUUGGGCUUUAACCGCUGAUAAACGUGCAUCUGGUAUUUCGGACACUUCCCAUGUUUAGGAAAGUCCAGUAGGGGUGUCCGGGGGGCAGCACGCGGCCCGGGAGGUGGGGAUGCAGGCGCCUGCGCCCCGCGAUCUCGUGUGCAAGCCCGUGCGCCGCGGCCACCAAGUACCGCGUCUGGACAAGCGCGCAGCGGCGACGGCGACCCUGCCACGGCGCACGGCUGGGCCCGCACCCUUCCGUCCCUCGCCUUGUGUAUCUUCGGACAUGGACAGAGGUGUGAUGGAUUUGAGUGCAUCAAAAACAACUUUUCGUCGGCCAUUUUGUCUUGGCAGCGGGUCCCCGAGCCUCAUUUUAGGCAGACGUCAACUUCCCCAAACCGGAGACGUUUUAAAGGAUUUCUGUGCGGCCCCAAGUCCAACAGUUUCGACGCGAGGAGCAAAAUAUGGGUAAACAGUUGGAAGCGUAUGCGUGUGUGGGGGUGGUGUCUCUAAUGAAGGGCUUUCGUGUAUAUUCACGAUGUUAUCUGUGGGUUUUUAUAUUCAUGGCGUUUCUUCUGGACAGAGAAGGUCCUAGUCCCGUUUAUAUUCUGGUGAACACAGAUUUUCUUGAGACAAGUUCCAGGAACGGGCUUCUGAGACCUGCAGCUCAGUUCUUUGUCCAUUGCCACGAUGACGGAUCUAGUCGUUAAUUAAUCUAGAUUCGUUCCCCCUUUCCUGGUAGGGACCACGGGUUUCAUCCCUGCCCGCACCGCCCCUCCCGACAGAGUGGGGAUACUUUGACGUCCGUUGUCGUGAGUAGAAAGACCUCCACUUCUUUGAGAGCGCUUCGCGCGCGCGCGCACACACUCACCAAGACAGAAUUUUCCCAUGGUUACUUCCCAUAAUUUUUGUGCUGUUAAUUUCACAUUUAAAACAAUUGAGCCCUCUGUAUUUUGUUGUAAGGUUUAAUAAAUGUAUACAACCCUUCCAUUUCUGACCCCCCUCCCCUCCCUACCCUACCCCCAUUUUGAGAUGCCACCUUUAUCAUGGGCUAAAUUCCUUGGGUAGUUGGAGUAAUUCUUGGUUUUCUACUUUGUUCCUUUGAUCUUCCUUGGCCAUUCCUCAAGUGUGAUCACACUGUUAAGUAUUGUUCACAGGACUAUUUUCAAUGCUGAGAAUACAUGACCUAUAGUAGGUAUUAAAAUAAAAAUUGAAUGUUUAAUAAACUGAGAUGUUAUGACUGAUA
This is a messenger RNA of Leptonychotes weddellii (Weddell seal), 2399 nucleotides long. Its product is annotated as histone H1.3. The record is from RefSeq and is a predicted model, not a curated record. Lineage: Eukaryota; Metazoa; Chordata; Mammalia; Carnivora; Phocidae. Gene Ontology annotation, molecular function: structural constituent of chromatin; DNA binding. Gene Ontology annotation, cellular component: nucleosome. Gene Ontology annotation, biological process: nucleosome assembly.